ACUCCACUCUCACAAAAGCAAGCACAUCAAUGGGCAAGCCACUGAGCCUGAUCACACCACUAGUGCUUUCAAUUUUCAUACUCAUGUUCAUGAAAUGCUCAUCUUGUCCUGCUCAUCAAAAACAAUCCCUUCUCCACUUCAAAGCCUCCAUCCUCACUAUCUUUAAUUCCUCAAACUCAUCUUCAGAAACAUCCUUUUUUAGCUUAGACUCAUGGGACUCCACUUCUGAUUGUUGUAACUGGGAGAGAGUUAUUUGUAGUCCGCGUACUCGUGAAAUAACAGCUCUCUACCUUGACUCUCUGCUUCUCAUGCCUAGUGACCAACCCAUUGUGGUGGAUUCAAGAAUCUUGGACCCUGUUUUUCGCAUUCGAUCCUUGAUGUUUCUUGAUGUCUCCUUGAAUAAUAUACAAGGAGAGAUUUCAGGGGAAGGGCUGGCAAAUCUUAGUAAGCUAGUUCACCUUGACAUGAGACAGAAUGGCUUGGUUGGCUCGAUCCCGCGACAGGUUUUUCACUUGAGGUUUCUGCGGUUUCUUGAUUUGAGUAGUAAUUCACUGAAAGGUGGAUUGAGUGGUGAAGUUGGCAGGCUUGGAAAUUUGAGGACAUGCAAGUUGGAUGAGAAUUUUCUUGGUGGAGAUAUUCCUGCUGAGAUUGGGAACCUGACAAAGUUGCAGCAGUUUUCUGUCAGACAGAACCAGUUUUCGGGUGGAAUUCCAGAUUCAAUUUUGGAUUUGAAGGAAUUGGAAGUAUUGGAUUUGAGGAGUAAUCAGUUAGUGAUGCAGAUUCCAAGGGAGAUUGGAAGUUUGUCCAACAUUUCGACCUUGGCAUUAAGCAAGAACUUUUUCACAGGUGUCAUACCGCCUUCUAUACGCAACUUGAGCAAAUUAGAAACUCUUCGGCUGGAAGAUAAUAGGUUUUCUGGCGAUAUCCCUGCCUGGUUAUUUGACAUGGAGAGUUUGAAGAAUUUGUUUCUUGGAGGCAACCAGAUGAUCUGGAAUAAUAAUGUCAAGAUUGUACCUAAGUGUCUGCUUUCCCAGCUGUCUCUCAAAUCAUGUAAAAUUGCUGGAGAGAUUCCAGAAUGGAUUUCCACUCAAAAGAAUCUUGAUUUUCUUGAACUGAGUGACAAUGAGCUCACUGGAAGAUUCCCUCUUUGGCUUAGUGAGAUGGAAGUUGGAAGUAUUCUGCUGUCGGAUAACAGGCUUACCGGGUCAAUCCCAUCACGCCUUUUUCAAUCCCUGAGUUUAUCAAUUCUGGCUCUGUCAAGGAACAAUUUUUCAGGGGAGUUGCCUGAAAAUAUAGGUGAAGCAAAUGAGAUCAUGAUACUUAUGCUUUCUGGAAAUAAUUUUUCAGGGCCCAUUCCUAAAUCAAUUGCAGAUAUUUAUAGACUCUUGCUACUGGACUUGUCAGGAAACAAAUUCUCUGGCAACACAUUCCCAAUCUUCGAUCCUGAUGGCUUACUUGCUUAUGUUGAUCUCUCCUCUAAUGAACUAUCGGGUGACAUUCCCGUUUCAUUUUGUACAGAAACUAAGAUUCUUGCACUAGGGAAUAAUAAGUUCUCUGGCAAGUUGCCAAGGAACUUCACAAAUAUGAAUCAGCUUGAACAUCUCGAUCUUCAUGACAACAACAUUACAGGUGAAUACCCAGAGUUUCUUUCCCAAAUGUCUAGUCUUCAAGUUUUGAAUCUACGCAACAACUCUUUACAUGGCUCACUACCAUCCAAGUCAUUCUCCAACCAGAGCAAUCUUCGUAUUCUUGAUCUCUCCAACAACAAUCUUGGUGGAAGUAUCCCUUCAGAGCUGGGAAACCUAAUGGGAAUGAUUGAAACCCCCUCUACAUCUUCAUUAACCACAGAUAUGUUCACCUUCUCAAUUGAGUUUAAAGACUUGAUAGUAAAUUGGAAGAAGGCUAUACGAGGUCUCUCAAGUCGUCGCCUUGACAUCUACUCUUUGCUGGACUUGUCGAACAACAAGUUUUCUGGUAACAUUCCAUCUUCAUUAGGAAAUCUCAAGGGACUGAAACUACUCAGCAUCUCCAACAACAGACUCUCGGGAAAUAUACCACAAAGCUUCGGGGACUUGGAGAGUGUAGAGACACUAGACCUGUCAAACAACAAUAUCUCUGGUGUGAUCCCGCAAUCAUUCACAAGGUUGAAACAACUAUCUGUAUUGGAUGUGAGCAACAACAAGCUGAGUGGGAGAAUCCCACAGGGCGGGCAAAUGGACUUAAUGAAUGUUCUGAACUAUUUUGCUAAUAACAGUGGACUCUGUGGGGUGCAAAUCGGAGUAAAAUGUCCAGAUGAUCAGCUAACACCCGAGGCAGACGAAGAGGGUGAUGAUUCUGAAAAAGAGCCGUGGUUCUUGUGGAAAGGAGCGCUGAUUGGCUUUUCACUUGGCUUCGUUUUCUCAGUGUUGAUGGCAUUUCUUGGCGGCUACUUCGUUUUACCACCACCACCAAAACCAAAGUACCACUCUGUUAAGUAUAGGUUAUAAAGAGUGUAAUCAGUUAAAGAACUCAUGUGUUUAGCAGCUAGAGCCUUGUAUCAUCAGAGCUUACUACAUCUUCAGCACUAUCAAUAUAUGCAACUCAUUCGCUGCAACCAAAAAUAAUAUCAACUAUUGUACUAA
Daucus carota subsp. sativus is the source of this 2621-nucleotide messenger RNA. Its product is annotated as receptor-like protein 46. Gene Ontology annotation, molecular function: protein binding. The record is from RefSeq and is a predicted model, not a curated record. NCBI's taxonomy places the organism in Eukaryota, Viridiplantae, Streptophyta, Magnoliopsida, Apiales, Apiaceae. The transcript has a single exon. The coding region runs from base 30 to 2486 and encodes 818 amino acids.